AUGCUCGAGAUCCUCGUCACCUUCCUGAUAUUUUGUCUCAGACGCAUCCGCGGCCUGUGGUAUCUGGCCCGGGGCCCAGAUGUCAUUGACAAGGCAUAUCUUUCAGCAGAGGGGAAGCCCUUUAAGAUAUCUACUCCAUCGAACGAUCACUUGUUGAUUACCUCGAACGACCAUAUCACGGAGCUGGUCAAUGCACCGCUUCAGAACCUGUCACUACAUGCUGUAGCUAAAGAGAUUCUACAACCCAAAUACACCAUGUUUGGCUUUGAGUGGCAGGAUCAACGAGGCGUCGAAGGGACCGGCUUUGUCCGUGCCUUGCGAAGCAGGCUAACGGCUCAUCUGCCUAUUCUGAUGCCUGAGCUACAGAGAAUCGUCGAGACUGCCAUUGCAGACGAGCUUGCAGCGCCUGGGAGCGACGGUUUUGUGCAUUGCAGAUUGUUCUCUAUGAUCAAGCGAACCGUCACAAAGGUCAACUGCUUCGCCUUCUUCGGGGAGGACCUUGCGCAGAAUCCUGAGUUUACCGCAGCUGCAUUGGAAUUCCCGCAGAGAGUUAUCCUAGCCGCUGAAAUUCUGCGCAUCACUCCAGGUUUCCUCCGACGGUCCGUUGCGAACCUAGUGACGCGACAACACUACGCCGUUAGGACACUAUUUCGCUAUCUGGAGCCAAUCGUCGAGCAGCGGUUAGCAACGAGGGCCCAAUCGACCAGCUCAAUUCAAGAAGAUGCUCCGAUGGAUUGCAUGCAGUGGCUGAUUGAUACGUCGCCCCGAAAAGUACAAUGGUCCACGACUAGAAUGGUUGGCGAGAUCAUCGCGGUCUGGUUUGGCUCGGUGCACCAACUGGCAAUGACCACCACCUACGCCAUUGAGGAUCUCUGUCUGCAUAACGACUACGUUGAGCCGCUUCGAGCGGAGAUCCAGCAAUACCUGGCCGGCUCGUGCAGGAGGAGGGUGGCGGAGAUGCCGCUCCUCGACAGUUUUGUGAGGGAAUCGAUUCGCUGCACCAACUCCGAUGCAAUUACUGUCCGACGGAAGGCGUUGACGCCUUUCGUCUUUUCGGAUGGACUCGAAGUCGCAGGGGGCGACUGGGUAUGUAUCCCGCAACGAGCGAUGAUGCGCGAUCGGAUCAGAUACCGGAAUCCGCAAGAGUUCGACGGCUUUCGAUUCGCCAGAGCAAACAAGCAACUACGCGCGAGAGAUGUGCCUCUGGAGGUACCGGAGCGCAGCCCUCUGACGAUGACAGAUGUUAGCGUUGACUGGCCAAUUUGGGGGCUGGGUAACACGGCCUGUCCGGGACGGUUCUACGCCGCCACGAUUCUCAAGCUGAUUAUGGUGUGUAUUCUGGAGAGAUGGGAGUGUCGGUUGGAAGAUCCCAGUCGCCAACGGUGGAGGACGUGGCGGUCGAGCAUCGUACCCCGCGAGGGUACGGUUGUAUUGUUUAGAGAAAAGAUGACAAAGAUGAUGCUUGAUGAAUGGGAUGGUUGA
Molecule: messenger RNA, 1482 nt
Organism: Aspergillus thermomutatus
Lineage: Eukaryota; Fungi; Ascomycota; Eurotiomycetes; Eurotiales; Aspergillaceae
Product: putative cytochrome P450
Exons: 10
Coding region: 1-1482 (493 amino acids)
Molecular function (GO): iron ion binding; heme binding; oxidoreductase activity, acting on paired donors, with incorporation or reduction of molecular oxygen
Source: RefSeq, a predicted model, not a curated record